UUUGGGACACCGAUUACGGCAUAUCCGUUGGUCUACGAAGAACUGAUCGAUUUCUGCAACAUUACAGCCAAUCCAUCAAAUGUCGCCACUUAUACCCAUUUGUGUGCAAUGAUUACACACGUUAUGAGGGAUCACAACAUAGACCUGAUCUGUAUUGUCGCGACGGGAGACGCAAACCUCUAUAAAGAUGUUCCUGGUCAAAAAUGUCUAAACCAUUACAAACAAUCUGCUGAUCUCAAGAAGCUUCGCACCCAUUGUGUCAAUACAAUGGAUCAGAUGUUUCCGACGACUCAAUCCGUGGACAAGUCUUUGGUGUCAAUUCAGACGUUGAGCAGUCGUUACAGUGAUAUCGGAAACCAUAUCUACAGAAGUGUAGCCAUCUUUAAACACAUCGUCACAAGAAUUUCGCCAAACCCUAUAAAUACACUGUUUUAUUAUAAGGCAUAUCCAUAUAAUAAGACCAUUUCAGUGGACUUCAUUUACGAUAAAAAGCGAGUACUUCUGACAUUUCCCGGUAUAUCCAAUGUCUAUAUGUGUGACGACAAGCCGGAACCGUUCGCACCGUUUGAUGUCUGCCGACAGGCAUAUCGUUUUGAUAGUGUCUUCAGUUUGGGAUCCGAUGUUUACUAUCAGAAAAAUUCUAAUUCACUUCACAACAUUGUUUUGGACACACAUUUCGCAAAUGUGCUCUAUUAUGACGCCAAGAUUGAUUUCAGUCAAAAAGUGUAUGCCUUUCACUACAAGUCGUGGGAAUUUAUUUCAGACAACUUUUGCCAUUUUUACGAUAAGAAUAGCCUCGAUGUGGUCGGAUGUGUGGCCGCAUUUGUAGAGUCCAAAUACCAUUCAAACAGAGGUCUUAAAGUGUUUCCAUUUGUAUUGACACCCAAUGGCUUGCGGUCGUACUUGAGUACAGAGUCUGAACACAAAUAUUACUAUUUCUGUCAACUAUUUGCCGAUGAAGUGAACAAAUAUAUAGGAAUUAAUGAAGAGUUUGUGGGCAUCACGUCUUAUUUGGAGGACUACGAGACAAACACUGUGGUCGUAUCGACGCUCUCACCCAUCGAUAAUAUACAACACUUCUAUACAAUCACUUGGGAUGUGAACAUCCAAUACGAGCAAUUCAUGGACAUUACGCCUAUUAUAAGUUUACAACCCAGUGAUGACUAUUUAUGGGACGAAAUUUUUUCAUGUCCGGCGAAUGGCUUAAUAUAUUCAGUGACCAGUAAUUAUUGGGAAGACGUCUGUCCGAUGAAGAGAGGGUACGACAGCCGCCAGAGUGUCUUCAAUAUCGGUCCCGAUCUAUACCAUCAAACGGGCCAUACCAGACAUCGGGUGACCGGGUAUUCAGUUGAGUCGCGGGUAAAUCUCGGAUAUUACAAAGUGAUAAUACACGGCAAGAGUAGUCACGCGUAUCGAUCGUUAGGCCGCUAUAUAUUCGCAAUGUUUGAAUACAAUAGCGAUACCAAAUCGGGAACACAAACAAUGACCCCCUUUGUGGACCCGACAGACCCCGUGACACGAGAGCUCAUAGACUUCACUUUGGGACCGGCGAUGGGCGACACAAAUACCUCCCAUAAU
Molecule: messenger RNA, 1578 nt
Organism: Medioppia subpectinata
Lineage: Eukaryota; Metazoa; Arthropoda; Arachnida; Sarcoptiformes; Oppiidae
Source: the annotation of a GenBank genome assembly